AUGUCGACGCCCGAACAAGAAGACAUCAAAAGAACAUUCCACGGCUCCUGCCACUGCAAGUUCAUCACAUACACCGUUGCCAUCCCCCAGUCUCGGCUCGACAACCCCCGGGCCGGCCGCUGUAAUUGCACAAUCUGCCUCAAGCAGGGAUACACGGGGAUUCGGCUGCCACGCUCGGACUUCCACUUGAUCUCCCUGUCUUCGUUCUCUGAGUGCAAGGACUAUCGCAUGAAUCCUGAACACAACGUGCACAAAUACUUCUGCGGCACCUGCGGCAUCCAUGUAGCCGCGGAGGGGAGCUUCGAGUGGAAGGGAGAGACGAUCGAGUUCUUUCAGUUCAACGUGGUGACGCUGGAGCAGCCGCAGGAGGGCUUGGAUUUGAGUCAGUGGAAGAUGUGUUAUACAGACGGACGCCACAACAAGUUUGAGAACAUCAGGGACGAUGCUCCGUGGCCGGGCGGUGUGCUUUGA
Cladophialophora yegresii CBS 114405 is the source of this 471-nucleotide messenger RNA. RefSeq lists its product as uncharacterized. Lineage: Eukaryota; Fungi; Ascomycota; Eurotiomycetes; Chaetothyriales; Herpotrichiellaceae. Gene Ontology annotation, molecular function: carbon-sulfur lyase activity. The record is from RefSeq and is a predicted model, not a curated record. Bases 1 to 471 code for a protein of 156 amino acids. The transcript has a single exon.